This is a messenger RNA of Eupeodes corollae, 554 nucleotides long. RefSeq names its product NTF2-related export protein (gene Nxt1). NCBI's taxonomy places the organism in Eukaryota, Metazoa, Arthropoda, Insecta, Diptera, Syrphidae. The record is from RefSeq and is a predicted model, not a curated record. Gene Ontology annotation, cellular component: nuclear pore central transport channel. Bases 116 to 535 code for a protein of 139 amino acids. Gene Ontology annotation, biological process: protein import into nucleus. The transcript is spliced from 3 exons.
GUCAGUGUCAAAUCAACAGAAAAAAAAACGGCAACCGUACAGAAGAAAGACGAAGACCAAACGCAAAACAAUUUCACAAGAUUUUUCUAAAUAUUCCAAAAAACUAUCUCAAAAUAUGGAUACUGAACUUCGUGGCAAAAUUGAAGCCUGCUGUAACACAGCUGAAGAAUUCACAAAACUUUACUACAAAAGUUUCGACAAAAGCCGACAUCAAAUGAAUCGCCUCUACCUUGACACUGGAGUCUUUGUUUGGAAUGGCAGUGGGGCAAUAGGCAAGGACAAUAUACAAAAACUUCAAAUUGAACUGCCAUCGUCCGAGCACAAUCUGUACACUCUGGACGCUCAACCGAUUAUCGAUGAUGCUGUUGCCGGACAACUAACGUACGCCAUCCAAACUGGAGGAACCGUGAAGUACAUGGACAACCCAGUCAAACAAUUCCAACAGACAUUCAUCAUCACUGCCCAAGGUGAUAAAUGGAAAAUUGCAAGCGACAGUUAUCGCCUGCAAGAUGCUAUCGCAACUGCGGAUAAAUGAUUUCAAACACCAAAGUAAA